This is a messenger RNA of Coregonus clupeaformis (lake whitefish), 4219 nucleotides long. Its product is annotated as receptor-type tyrosine-protein phosphatase H. The record is from RefSeq and is a predicted model, not a curated record. Lineage: Eukaryota; Metazoa; Chordata; Actinopteri; Salmoniformes; Salmonidae. Gene Ontology annotation, molecular function: protein binding; protein tyrosine phosphatase activity. Gene Ontology annotation, biological process: protein dephosphorylation. The transcript is spliced from 18 exons. Bases 201 to 3008 code for a protein of 935 amino acids.
UGACCGAGAGGAGGACGUAUGAGAAAAUUAAAAGCAAACACUGGUGGAAUUAAGCAAAUAAAGGAUUGGCAUAGGCUACUCAGGGCACGACGACAACCUAGGCAGGCCAACAUACUGUUGCUUUUAGUUGAUAAGAACUUCAAUGGAAAAUAGUAAUUGGUGUUAGUGCAAUUUGUACAGUGAGAACCCUGUGCCUUGGCAUGGUUUGGUCUUCAUCACUAGCAAUGGGAUUAUCUCACGUUAUAAUGUGCCUCUGUGUGACAGGAGUGUGGUGUCAAGUAACUCCUUUGUCACUAAACACUACAACUACAAUCUCGCCUACAACCCCUAAACCAACUCCCGCCAAUGUAGGACAUGUCACUGUGAUAGGGCGAAAUGAGACCAGUAUAACUUUGCAGUGGAACGAAGUGAAUGGAACAGGGAUCACUUAUGAACUGAAGUUCAGCAAUGGGUCUAAUACUACCAACCCUGUAUCUGAUGGAAAUGGAACAGUGACAUACACAGUCUCCCCUCUCACUGCUGGGACAGAAUACAACUUCACUCUCUUCACUGUGUCUGAGGGUGGCAGCAGCAUUGGAUAUAACUUUCUAGCUGUUACUGCUCCCGCCAAUGUAGGAAAUGUCACUGUGAUAGGGCAAGAUGAGACCAGUAUAACUCUGGAGUGGGAAAAGGUGUCGGGAACAGGGAUCACUUAUGAACUGAAGUUCAGCAAUGGGACUAAUACUACCAUCUCUGUAUCUGAUGGAAAUGGAACAGUGAUAUACACAGUCUCCCCUCUCACUGCUGGGACAGAAUACAACUUCACUCUCUUCACUAUGUUCAAAGAAGUACCAAGCAGAGCAUACAAUUUCAUCGCAGUCACCCGUCCCCUCAGUGUAGAUGGUGUCAAUGUGACAGGGCAAAAUGAGACCAGUAUAACUUUGCAGUGGAACAAAGUGAAUGGAACAGGGAUCACUUAUGAACUGCAGAACACCACUGGGACUAAUACUAUCAUCCUUGUAUCUGAUAAAAGUGAAAUAGUUACAUACAUAGUAUCACCUCUCACUGCUGGGACAAAAUAUGAGUUCACUCUCUUCACUUUGUUUGAAGGUGUCAGGAGUAUUGAUGGAAGUAAAUUAUCUGCAGUCACUGCUCCCCUCAAUGUUGAGGCUGUGACUGUAACAGAGUCAGACCGCACUGAGACCAGCAUAACUCUGGAGUGGAAAAAGCCGGCGAAUGGAGUCUCCAGUUAUGUGCUGCAGUUCGGCGAUAAGGGAAAUAUACCAAUUAAUAAAUUAGGAGAAACAGUGACACAUCAAGUUUCAUCUCUCGAUGCUGGGAAAAGAUAUGUCUUCACCCUCUUCACUGUGUUUGAAGGUAUCAAGAGCAGUGGAGAAAGCAACUUCACAGUAACAAAAAUAUUUUGUUCUGCUUUACACUGGGAGGUCACCAACUCAUCCAUUCAGACUGUGCUCCAGUCCAGUGAAGUCUCCUAUGGACAGGCAAAUAAUGGAAGUCAAACUGGAGAACACGUCAGCCCUAACAAUGGCAAUCUGUCAUUCAUUCACCUUUACCCUGGCGCAGUUUACAACGUGACUCUUUGGUUUAGACAGGAUUCUAAAAAACUUCUUAUGUGUGAACACAUGGAGACUGUGGUUCCUCCAGCGCUGAUAAGUCCAAGAUGUGACUAUUUGUCUGGUGGCUACGCUUUCUCUCUGGCCUGGGAUGUGCCGGAGGGAAUAUGGACAAGUGUGGAGGUGAAUGUGACUGGGAAAAGCCCUCAGACGGUGAAGGGAGUGUGUGUGAUGAAGGCAGACAUCGAUGGGGUUCAACCUGCCCAGACCUAUCCAGUGUCUUUGGCAUUAAUCUCUGGGCCUCGGAUGAGUAAGGCUGUCUCUUUCAGCUGUAAUACAGACCCAAGAGGGGUCAUUGCAGGGUCAGUCAUGGCUGUGCUGCUACUCUGCCUUCUGGUUUGUCUGGUUUUCUUCAUAUGGCGUCAGAAGCCAGACAUGUUCAGCCGGCCCAAGUCGUUGUUUGUGGAAUCCAAACUAGCCAGCAAUAAAUUAAAAGCUAUUCCCAUGGGGAAAUUUCCAGACCACUUCCACAGAAUGAGCGCUGACACGAACAGAGGAUUCAGUGAGGAGUAUGAGGACUUCAUCCCUGUUGGCACAGAGCAGACUAGAAAAGCAGCCCUUCUGGAGGAGAACAAGAACAAGAACCGCUUCACCAAUGUACUGCCAUAUGACUGGUGUCGGGUGAAGCUAACCAAGCUAAACCAAAACAUGAGCUCUGACUACAUAAAUGCCAAUCACAUGCCUGGCUACGGUAACAGCAGACAGUACAUCGCUGCACAGGGUCCCCUGCCCACCACCGUCAACGACUUCUGGAGAAUGAUCUGGGAGCAAAGGGUAAAGGGUGUGGUCAUGGUAACCAACUGCACCGAAGGAGGGAGGAGUAAAUGUGAGCAGUACUGGCCUUUGGACUACACCCCUUGCCUGUACGGAGACCUGUUGGUAACAGUCCGGUCCGAGAAGAGGGAAACCAACUGGACACUGCGGGAGUUUGUAGUGAAAAAUAAGGACACAUCCGAGGAACGCCCUGUGAAACACUUCCACUUCACGGCCUGGCCCGACCACGGAGUCCCAGAGGGAACGGCGGCUCUGAUCCAGUUCAGAGGGCUGGUCCGACAGCACAUAGAGAGCCGUGAGAACACCGGACCCACUGUGGUGCACUGCAGUGCUGGGGUGGGGAGGACGGGCACCAUCAUUGCUCUGGACGUGAUGCUACAACAACUGGAGAGGGAGAAGGCGGUGGGCAUCGCUGCCUUUUUGCACAAGAUGAGGCUGAGUCGACCGCUCAUGGUUCAGACAGAGUCGCAGUAUAUUUUCCUGCACCAAUGCAUCAUGGAUUCUCUGGAGCCCAAAGAGAAGAUGAUACAAGAGGCCCUGUAUGAGAACUCGGACCUGAUCUACGCCAACGCCACAGCACUGAGGGAGUUUCAAGCUGGCAAUCCAAAGGUCUUAAGAUAAGGCCAUGGAUUGUCUGCUGUGAGUUCGUUUUUUCAUUCACUUUGGCACAUUUUUCAGAUGUAAAUGGUAUAUUUUCAAAAUUCUCGAAGUACAAAACUCUAAACUGAUAACAAUUGUAAUGCCCCCUAUCUUAUGUUCAGAACCUUUGAUUGUGCAUUCAAUGGGGUUUCACACAUCUUUCACCCGAGUCAUUCAUGCAAAAUCAAUGUUUUCCGUGAAAUACCGUUUAGUCAGUUUAGUCACUAAUACAUCAGAUAAUGAUAGGCUCACCAUUUUGUCAUUUUAACUACAAUUAAAUCCAAUAGCAAAAAAUGCAAGAUACACAUUUCAAAACUGUUAUUUUUGAAGUGCUGAAUAUAAAGAAUAAUAGAUGUAAAUAUAAUGUUCCAUAUAGUAUGACUACUUGACAUGCACAAUUAUUUGUAAUUGUAUCCAAUGGUAGGUUGUGAGGAUGUUGAGAAAUAUAUGUCUUAGUUUAAUUAUCCUUAUACAGUACAUACGUAGGACAAAUCAUCAGAAAUAGGGUUAUUGUAAAGCAGUUGGCUACUGUAAAAACGUAGCACAUUGUUGUAUCCCAUUUCUGCCCCAAGCAACAUUGAACAAGAUCACCUUUUCUACGUGACUGAUACAGUAUCGCCUGUCUCUCUGCUUGAAAUUCAUCCGUUUACAGUGAAAGGUGUAAGCUGAAAUUCAGAUGAGUGAAAUAUGUUAUAUACAACCCAGGUAUUUCAGCAGUGCAUGGUACACUACACUAUAACUCCAAAUGGUAGCACAUAGUGACUCUUUCCACUUUGUCCUUUGAAGCACACUGGCUGAUGGAGGAUGAUGAUGAAGUAUUUACAGCCACAUCCAUAUAUAAUUUGUUUUUACCUUCCAACAUCAAAUUGAUACAUUUAUGAGGUAAAAAUAUCUGUCGAUCUGCCCUUGAGCAAGGCAUUUAACCCUAAUUGCUCCUGUAAGUCGCUCUGGAUAAGAGCGUCUGCUAAAUAACUCAUAUGUAAAUGUAACUAGGCACUACAUAAUUUUUGUUCAGUGGUUAUUAGUUUUGAGCAGUUUUAUUGAGUUAAUUGUAUUGUUAACAAAUGACAAGAAAAUCUAUCAAAAGUAAAGUGAAUUUUAAAUUUCGGAAAGCAGAUAUAUAAAAGCAACAUGCCACAAUUUUACGGCGUUACAGUUCAUAUAAGGAAAUCAGUCAAUUGAAAUAAAUUCAU